GACCAAUCACUGUCAGCCAUAUCCAUUGACAAACUUCUAAACGCAAAAGUUUUCAAGAUUUAUUGCUUUAUACUCCAUGAUUCAUACAUCGAGGGGUAAAUACAUGUUAUGCAAAUCCAAAGAUUCAGCAAUUUCGGUAUGACCAGGCGCCGGGGUUAAAUGGAAACAAGCUGAAGCAUCUAACCACACUGAUCCCGCAACAAGGGCGAUACUCGCGCAAAGUUGUGAAUAAUUUCCAAGACUGAACAUUUUGUUGAAUUUUCGAACCUACGCGAUCUCGCUACAUCAACAACGCUCAAAACACCGUGGGAUUGAAGCAACACCGAUAAUUGAAGCUCUGGAACAUUCGCAGAUUCUAUACAGGAUCUUAUACUUCGACUGUUUUGGGUUUUGGCCAUGGUUUGUGUUUUCCUUGCUGUGGUAUUUGCAAUAUGGAAUGCGAUGCUCGGAGGAAACGUAAAUGGGGGAAAUGUAUCCAGUGAACUAUCCACAACAACUCAUGGUACCACAUCAAGCAUUCGGUUGUCAGCAUUUGCUACCACGUCUGUUAGCAGCCUGCCAACAAAUGGCUUACAAACAUCUCAUACAAAUCAAGAAGCGGCAGCCAUAACAUCACCAUCCCCACAACCAUCAUCAUCAUCAUCUUUAUCACCAUCAUCAUUGUUUUCCUUGUCAGUAUCAUCUUUAUUAUUAUCAACAACACUAACACCAUCAGAAUCACCAUCUCUGUCAUUAUUACCAUCAUCGACAGUAUCAGCAUCAUUUUCAUCAUCAUCAUCUUUAUUAUCCUCAUUAUCAUCUCACAGCCCAUCAACGUCCACUAUAAUUAUUACGUCUUCUGCUACGACGCGUCAAGACAUACCAACACCAACCACGACUGCCACAUCAGCUGAUGCAUUAACAGAAGAGGCAAAAGCGACACCAAGUAUAGAAUUAACGGAAUCGAAGAGAGCUACGAAUAUUCUGGGUACGUCCAACACAAGUACCUCGACGUCAUCGGUGCCUCCGUCGUUAUUUUCACCGUCAUCUUUGUUGUCAUCAUUAUCAUCGCCUGCGUCAUCGUCAUCGACCUCACCUCCAUUAUCAUUAUCGUCAUCACCAUCGAUUUCAAAAAGUUCUCCUGUUGACGCAACAGUUUCGACAUCCAUGUCAAGUAGUUAUCCUGUUGACACAACAGUUGCGACAUCAAUGCCAAGUAGUUCUUUUGUUGACGCACAAGUCACGCCAUCAAUGUCAAGUAAUUAUCCUGUUGACACAACAGUCGAGAUAUCAAUGCCAAGUAGUUCUUUUGUUGACGCACAAGUCACGCCAUCAAUGUCAAGUAAUUAUCCUGUUGACACAAGAGUCGAGAUAUCAACGCCAAGCAGUUCUCCUGUUGACACAACAGUUGCGACAUCAAUGUCAAGUAGUUCUCCUGUUGACACAACAGUCAAGACAUUCAUGUCAAGUAGUUAUCCUCUUGACGCACAAGUCACGACAUCAAUGUCAAGUAAUUAUCCUGUUGACACAAGAGUCGAGAUAUCAAUGCCAAGUAGUUCUCCUGUUGACACAACAGUCACGACAUCCAUGUCAAGUAGUUAUCCUGUUGACACAACAGUUGCGACAUCAAUGCCAAGUAGUUCUUUUGUUGACGCACAAGUCACGCCAUCAAUGUCAAGUAAUUAUCCUGUUGACACAAGAGUCGAGAUAUCAACGCCAAGCAGUUCUCCUGUUGACACAACAGUCACGACAUCCAUGUCAAGAAGUUCUCCUGUUGACACAACACUCAAGACAUCAAUGCCAAAUAGUUAUCCUCUUGACACAACAGUCAUGACACCAGUACCAAGUAGUUCUCCUGUUGACGAAUCAGUCGCCACAUCAAUGCCAAGUAGUUCUUCUGCUGAAGUUCAAGUUCAAGAAGCUGCAUCACCACUGACCAUGACAUUAUCAAUAUCUUCAGCUCCGAUACCGUCAUCAAUGCUCCCCGGUGUAAAAUCAACUACUCAAACAGCGUUGCCACCUCUAACGGCAUCAGAUGAUCAAAAGCUUACACUAUCAACCCCUUUGGCUUCAUCAUUAUCUGCUUCGUCCAAAGUCGUGCUUACUACGCUGAACGAAGAGAUGAUGUCAUCAUCAACAACAUCUGCGUUCUCACCAUCAACAUCAGUCUCACCUCCAUCCACAUCUAUGGUGGUCGCGUCAACAAUUGCCCCGUCGCCUUUCCACUCCCUAUUAUAUAGCCUGUCAGUCACUACAGUUUCGACUCCGGUCUCCAAAAGUACCUUACUCUUGGAUGAUGCUUUGACCUUAUCAAGAAUAACGACAUUAUUAAUGACAUCGUCAAAACUAAUGACAGGCAAGCUCUCAGCGACUGAAGUAACACUGUCAAGCACUGGAGAAGCAUUAUUAUCAAUUGAAACUUUGUCGAUUUCUCUUUCGAGUGGAACAACCGAGGUCACACAGCGGGUGUCGCCUUCAUCGGAUAUAGGAUCAUCAAGCACCUCAUUCUCAUCUGUAACAGCAGAAAGUUUAUCUGGGUCAACACUGACGAUGCGUGUCUCGUCUGUCGUCACAUCAACGCUAUCAAGCCCCUUGGUCUCGACAACGACUAGUUUAGGACUAGAUACGUCAAAACAAGGUGCUACAUUUUCAUUGCCAUCGUCGUUAUCAUCUUCAUCAUUAACAGCAAUUCUUGAACCAGCUGAACCAUCUGCAUCAAAAUUUAACACGUUGACGACAGCAUUUAAACCUUCAUCAGCUUUAACUGUAUUUGUACAUGCGUCUUCCUUGUCGCCGUCAUCGAGUUUACUAGCCAUAACAACAUCAUUUCAUCAGUCAAUCUCUCUAAAUUUAACAUCAUCUUCAGCUUCUACAACUUCAACAAGGCAAUUAAGUUUGUCUGGAAUAACCUCCGCUAUUAUGGAGAUCAAUCCAACGCAGUUCAGGACAGCGCAUUUAACUGCGUCAGAGAGUACCCCUGAGAUGUCUACAGGGACAAAUUAUCUGCAGCCCAGCCCAUCUCUGUCAAGAGUUAUAAAAGAGUCUUCACCCAUGAUGAUAUCAUCAUCACAAUCUACGCCAGCUCCUGGGACUCUUGCGUCAUCACUAAUCAUAACAUCGAGUGCAACAACGUCAUCACUGCCAACAACAAUGACGUCAUCCAGCUUGCCAUCAACGUCAUCAAUGAGGACCACAACGGUCUUGACGUCAGCGUCAUCAUCUGAAAGUGUUCCAUCCUCUGGGUCAUCAGCUACCCUCAUCAUAGACCAGUUGUCAUCUGCAUCAUCUAGUCGUUUCAGUGAUGUAGCGGUGACACUAUCUACAGACUAUCGACGUCCAUCAACGGCAUUAACGGGUGGUUCAACUGAUACUGCGUCAAGUUUGUUAUCGUCAGUGAGUCUGGAAGGGACAGCAACACGAAGCUCCAAUUUGCGCGACCAAUCAUCAAUGAUGUUGGAGACGCCAAUAACUGAGAAAACAGCAUCUCCGACAACUAUUAUAUCAGCAUUUAGUCGAACGACUUCCUUGGAAGAGACUCAAGGAUCAAUCAUCGGGCCAACGGCAAAUUCCUUGUUGUCCUCUAUGCCAAUAGAAAUAUUAACAUUGGAAGAAUCAGCUACAGAAUUAUCGACAGUAGUAAAAACAAUAUCAACAACAAAAUUACAACCAGUAGCAACAACAACAAUAUUACAACCAGUAGCAACAACAACAAUAUUAGUGGAAGCAGCUACAGCAACAAUAACAACAACAACAACUGCAGAAGCUACAACAGCAAGAGCUUUAGAAAGUACAGCAACAGCACCAACAGAGUUAGCAGCGACAUCAACAGUGAUGUUAUCAACAGAAACACCUCUCAUGUCGGCAACAUCCGUACAAGUGGAAGCCUCAGUGAGUGAAACAGAAGCAACAAAGACAGCAACAAUAACAACAACAACAGCAACGGUGAUUGUGUUGCCAUCACAACAAGGAAUAACAGUAUCAGUUGAAUCAACUACUUCAUCGCUUGUAACGUACGCAACGUUUACGACAUCACCACUUACAACAUCUGCAACGAUGUCAUAUACAACUAAGGAAACUUUCUCCGCUUUAUCUGAAACAUCCAAACCUUUGACAAUUGCAUCGCCACAAUCUUCUUUGACAUCAGUAUUGACAGAUUCUGAUUUGCCUACAACGAGCAAAAGUACAGCAACCUCAAUUGGACAGGAAACAUCAUUCUCUGUUUUGAAUAUUUCACCGAUUGUCCCUUCUUCAUCAACUUCAACACUUCUAUCGACCUCCGUUGCACCGACAACAGGACCAACAUACACAGAAACAAAUGUAUAUUCAGGAAACCUGCGCAUUAAGGAGGAAUGGGACGACAAUCUUGCUCUCUCAUUCACCCCUGAAUUCAAAGCCAAGAAAACAGAAGUAGAGAGCGACCUUGAUAAAGUAUUUUCAACCAGUCUUGAAGACUAUAUCUCUGUGGAAGUCACAAAAUUUUACGAAGGAAGUAUAGGAGUCAAUUUUGACGUCCACACCCAAAAAUCACCAAACGUGUCAGCAUUUGCUAUCGAGAAGUCGAUCCGUCAGGCAAAUAGCAGCGGAACGCUUGGGUUUAACGUCCUGGAUGUCAGAGUGGCUGAGAAGCAGAUUCCAAGUACUAAGGCCGCUCAAAAUGACGGUCUCAAGGAUUGGGAGAUAGCGGUGAUUGUGGCGUGUGUGGUCGUGUUCGUGAUGGCUGUUGUCAUCAUAGCCCUUUUGUGCUACGCCAAGCGACUGAAGAAGAGAAAGCAGAAGUACGACCUUUGGAAGGACGACAAUGUGUUCUACGUGGGAGGUCGAGUGUUUGUCAGCUCGUCUAACGGAGAGCUACAUGAGCUUCAGCCUGUUAACUCCCACAAGGGGCGAGCGAUGCCAGAGAACUUGUAUCGCGUGGGCAUGGAGCAGGCUCAUGCUAAUGGUGCAUACGCAAACUCCAAUCCCGAAGGGCUGAUACAGUGACCAUGUGAUCGAUUAUGGUAACCACGUGACCAAGUAAGUGUGGCGAAGCUGCUGACCGGAAGUGAUGUAAUCGCCAGAUGACGAUAUGAAGAAAAGAGAGGCAACAGGCUCGAGCUCGUUCAAUCAUGCCAUCAUAACAACGAUGCAGGGGCCGGAUUCAAUAAGAAAAUGUGUUAAGCACUUUGAACAAUACAAGGAAACGUAUAUUUACCAUUUUCGUGUAAUUAGUAUAUUCACUUUGUGAAGCUAAAAGCGUUGUUGGAGAAUUCACGAAUGCUUCCGAACAAAUGGAAUUAUUAUAUAAAUAUACCUUCCAUUCUUUGUGAAGGGUAGAAAUACUAGCACUGAUUUCAGAUAGUGUUAUCUUGAAAUAAUCAUAUAAAACAAAGUUUUAUAAAUAGCAAAUUUAUGUAUGCAAUUAGUUGAAAGAUAUCGCAAAAGCUAAGCUGAUAAAAUUGAUGACAGGGGCUAACAUCGCCGAAAUUAUCCCACAUGCCUUCGAUUGGCAGACAUUUAUUGUCUCAUACGGAAGAUGUGGGCAUAAAAUUUCAGGGGUUCCCGAAAUAACCAUUAAAAAAAUCGAAAUUGUUUUCGUCAUGUCUUCUUUUCAUGAACUUGAAACUGAAAGAUACUAAACAAGCAAGAAGAACGGCUAUUCGUUUUAUUAAAAGAUUUCUGACACGAGCCCCCUUUAAAAAACCUUUAAAAAAUGGCAUGAGACAUUGAGCCAAAUCAUGAAAAUAUAUAAAAAAGAUGGCUAGUAACUAAUAGCCUGUAGCCCAGGCAAACAUUUAUAGCACAAUAAGGAAUAUGUGAGCGGUAACGAUUAGGACUAAAAAAUCAUGCAAAACUAUAUUUUAUUCGCAUGUCACGUAUGCUAAAACCUCAUUGGAAAUAUUCUUUUCCGAUGGUCCAUUAAUCAAUUCACCAUAGGUAAUCUAGUUGAUCACCUUUUAAAUUUAUUAACGGUUUGUACCUACUUUUGUGUCUUUGAUGGAGUGGAUGUUGUUUCAUAAUAAAUUAGAGAUCAACACGGA
Messenger RNA from Nematostella vectensis (starlet sea anemone), 5996 nucleotides. RefSeq names its product serine-rich adhesin for platelets. The transcript has 4 exons. The coding region runs from base 397 to 4959 and encodes 1520 amino acids. The record is from RefSeq and is a predicted model, not a curated record. NCBI's taxonomy places the organism in Eukaryota, Metazoa, Cnidaria, Anthozoa, Actiniaria, Edwardsiidae.